This is a messenger RNA of Pogona vitticeps (central bearded dragon), 2346 nucleotides long. The record is from RefSeq and is a predicted model, not a curated record. NCBI's taxonomy places the organism in Eukaryota, Metazoa, Chordata, Lepidosauria, Squamata, Agamidae.
AUGGCUCCUUCUUCGCUCCUCUUCCUACACCUGCCCCUUUGGGCUCUGUGGGGCGGCAGCAGCCAGGGGCUUUCAACCCCCUUGACCCUGGAAGGAGAUUAUAUGAUUGCAGGACUAUUUCCCAUUCACCGCAAGAACAUCAUCCGAAGCCAGAAAUCCAAGCCAGAGGUGGAUGUUUGUAAGAGUCCUCUGUGCAGCCCAUACGACAACAGAAAUGUCCAUGGCUAUCACCUCGUCCAGGCCAUGCGGUUCGCUGUGGAGGAGAUCAACAACUCCAGCUGCCUCCUGCCCAACCUCACUCUGGGCUAUGAAAUCUACGACAGCUGCACCUCCUCGACCAACAUGUACGCCACGCUGAGCCUGCUGUCCAAGGACCGAGAAGGCUGCAUCGGUCAUCAGCAGGUGGAAGUAGACGCCAACUACGCUCAGUACCUGCCUAAGGCAGUGGCCGCCGUUGGGCCAGAUUCCAGCGAUGAGGCUGUCUUGACAGCCAGUCUGCUAGGCAUCUUCCGUAUCCCAGUGGUCAGCUAUGAAGCCAGCAGCCCAGUACUCAGCCUCAAAUACCUCUACCCUUCCUUCCUGCGCACCAUCCCCCCUGAUUAUAUGCAGGUUUGUGCCUUGAUACACCUGUUGGAAGCCUUCAACUGGACAUGGGUGGCCGUGGUGGCCAGCAACAACAACUAUGGCAUACAGGGCUUGCAGAAGCUUCAUGAAAGGAGUGCCAGGGUGGGCAUCUGCAUUGCCUAUCAAGGGAUCCUUCCUGCCGAACCCGAUGCCAACCGUUCUGAACUCAGCACGAUUGUGCACAAUUUGGUGAGUGCCGGUGCCAGUGUGACCAUUGUCUAUGCCAACAGGCAGAGCAUCGGAUCUUUCUUCCAGGAGGUGAUUCGGCUGAAUGUGACUGGAAAGGUAUGGCUGGGCACAGAGGACUGGUCACUGGCCUCAGAUAUCUCGAUGAUCCAUGGAAUCCGUGACAUCGGCACAGUCAUUGGUGUGGCACUCAAGGAAGCCCACCAGUUGGGAAUGAAGGCAUUUGAAGCAGCUCUUGUCGGGUGUAAGGAAGCCACGGGUGGGCUGAAUGAUAUUGGCAGCGCCAGGAGCUCCUGCCAGCAUUGUAGGGAAGCAUGCAGCCAGCUCUGUACCCAGUUUUGCAGGCCAGAUGAAUGGGAGCCAUCGCACAGUGGAUUGGAGAUAUCACCCCGUGAUUCUCGGGCAAUUUUCAAUGUCUACUCUGCUGUUUAUACUGUCGCCCAUGGCCUGCAUCGCCUGCUGGACUGCCAAACAGGGGAAUGCCGCAAAGACACAAUCUAUCCUUGGCAGCUCCUGAAGGAAAUGAGGCAGGCGAACUUCAGCCUCUUCCACAGGCAGGUCCGCUUUGACACCAACGGGGACAUUUUGGACGGCUACGAAUUGGUCUUAUGGAACUGGGCUGGGCAGACCUGGAACUACAGCGUGAUCGGCUCCUAUGACAACUCAGGUGGUUUGAGCAUUGACAAGGAGAAGCUGCUGUGGCACACCAAAGACAACCAGCUUCCAGUCUCAGUGUGUUCCCUUGACUGCGGUCCAGGUGAGGAGAAGAUACAACAGGGGACCCAACGGUGCUGUUUCCACUGCCUGCCUUGUUCAUCGGGGACCUUCCUGAACAAAAGCAGUUUCUCCACUUGCCAGAAGUGCAAGGAAGACCAGUGGUCCCCCGCCGGAAGCGAGGCUUGUUUUGAUCGCUCCGUCGAGUUCCUGGCAUGGGACGAACGGGUCUCCUUGGUCCUUCUGACCUGCAUUAGCCUGGGGCUGCUGCUGAUGAUGGCCACCAAGACCCCGGGCCUGUUGGAGGCCUGGAGGAGGCACCAUGGGUCAAGUGUCUUGAUAGGAAGUCUCACAGCUGUGCAGGGGGUGAUAACCCUGGUGCACCUGAGCAUCCGGCCGCCCAUUCCACAGAAAAACGCCAAUGCUUAUGACAAUUUGACUGUCCUAGAGUGUAGUGUAGGUGAUACCACACUCUGGCUAAGCGGGUUGCUCUACAACACUCUCUUGGGGAUUGUUUGCUUCAUGAUCAGUUACAUGGGGAAAGACCUUCCCAGCAGCUACAAUGAGGCCAAAUGCAUCACUUUCAGCCUCCUCAUCUAUUUUGCCUGCUUUGUCUCUGAUUUCGUCACACGCAGGCUCUACACAGGCCAGUACCUAACUGCUAUUUUUGUCACCUCCCAGCUCAUCAACUUGUGUGGUAUCUUUGGGAAUUACUUUGUCCCCAAGGUCUACAUCAUCCUUUUUCACUCUGAACGGAACACUAGCGAACACUUCCAGAUGUCCAUCCAGAGUUACACCAAACGGAUCAAUGCAGCAGGCUGA